AUGCCUCCCAAGGGUUCCAAGCCCACCAGUGACGAGCUACUUGCUCAGUUCGAUAACCUUGGUAUCGACCAAUCCAAUAAAACAUCCAAACCCUCUCAAGCCCCCACCGACAAUGCAAAGGCCCAGGAAGAUGUCCUAGCUGAGCUGGACAACCUUGCUGCACAGCGACCGAGCAGUGGCCCCGGUACGCCACGUCUCUCUAUUGAUAAGCCCCGAUCUUCAACACGCUCUCCCCGUCCCAGUGCGACGAUCGAGCGUGAAGAAAAAGCCCCUCGACCCUCAGAGGAGACUGGUCGUACCUCUCGUGCUGAAACCAAGCCCGAGCAGCCUAAACCAGAGGAGAAUGCCGCACCACAACAACAGGAACAGCCGCAAGAGCAGCAGGGUGGUGGCUGGUGGGGUGGUAUCUUCGCAACUGCUAGUGCAGCAAUGAAGCAGGCUGAAGCAGCGGUUAAGGAAAUCCAGAACAACGAGGAAGCGCAGCGAUGGGCUCAGCAAGUCAAGGGCAAUGUUGGUGCUCUCCGCGACCUUGGUGGCGAGCUUCGCAACAUGGCUAUCCCAACCUUCACAAACCUGAUCCACACCCUUGCCCCUCCUAUCUCAUCACACGAACGUCUCCAGAUCCAUGUGACCCACGACUUCUCCGGCUACCCAGGUGUCGACCCACUCGUAUACGCCGUGUUUUCACGGGUGAUGGCUCAAGUAGAGGGUGGCGAUCUUCUCGUUAUUCAGCGGGGCCAAGAAUCCUCGCCCAAGCGUACUCUCGAUGUGGGUGGCUACAUCUCCAGUGCGGGCUGGAAUGACGGCCCCUGGUGGCGUACCGUGACACCAGGAAACCCACGUACUAUCAACGCAGUCUCCGGGACUAUCGAGGGGUCUAAGUUGGUGCGUGCUAGCGCCGAGUCCUACGCUACGGAGUACUUUUCUUCUCGGGGUGGAAUCGAGGAGGCAGCGAAGCAGGCCAGCGAGGUGCUCAGCGAGUCGAACCCUGUUCGUAGCAGUGAUAUUUUCCUGGCUAUCCAGGCAAUUAGACAGACUGUUUCGUCGGAUCUUUUCCAGGCUGGUGCAUCCGGCGAGAAGGACACCUCGGGAGCUGUUGAGCCUGAGGAGGCGGAGGAUGAGAUUUUCUUUGCGCUUUACCUUCAUGACCCUGUCCAUGGUAUUGCUUUCCACACUAUCUCUCAGUCCGUCCCGGCCAAGUGGAUUGAGUGGCUUGAUGCCUCCGCUCCCGCGGUGGAGGAUGCUGAGGAUGCGCAGAUCGCUCAUGCUGAGGUGCCAGAGGCUAUUCUGGAGAUCAUUGAGAGCGGUGGUGUCGACCCCCGUGAGUGGAUUGCCGAGUGGAUUGAGGAGACUCUGUCUCUAUCUGCGGGUGUUAUUGCGCAGCGCUACGUCGCUCGCCGAAUGGGUGUUGGCGAGGGUGGAGUUGGUAAGGGCAAGAUGCGCGCAGAGCAAGCAUCGACUGUUGAGAGUGGUGCUGGUGAAGCUGCACGCGCAAUCUAA
Molecule: messenger RNA, 1500 nt
Organism: Penicillium malachiteum
Lineage: Eukaryota; Fungi; Ascomycota; Eurotiomycetes; Eurotiales; Aspergillaceae
Product: DUF5427 domain-containing protein MTC1
Exons: 2
Coding region: 1-1500 (499 amino acids)
Source: RefSeq, a predicted model, not a curated record